Camellia sinensis is the source of this 1296-nucleotide messenger RNA. RefSeq lists its product as uncharacterized. The record is from RefSeq and is a predicted model, not a curated record. Lineage: Eukaryota; Viridiplantae; Streptophyta; Magnoliopsida; Ericales; Theaceae.
UUAUACUCUUUUGUUUGAUCAGUCCGUCCGAUCGAUCCGAUCAUACUCCAAAGGAACAAAAGGCAACGCAACGCAACGCAACCUAACCUCUGUUUCUUUUCUCUUUUUUGGUUCUGGAAAGAUGGGACGACAAUUGUGGUUGGUGGUGUUAGUGUGUUUGGGUGUCUUGGUUUCAUCGUCGUUGGGUGCUGUUCAAUCGGACGAGCUCUUAGCGGACGACGAAGAGUACGGACUCGAAGGGGGCCGAUCUCCUUCUGAUCUCCUCACUACUAGUACUAGUCCAAGUCCAAGUCCAUUUGCUGUUCCGAUAAGUAGUAGAAGGAGGAGGUCUUCAGAUCUCGAUUCCGACUCCAAGGUCCAGUUCCCCCUCGAGCACGCCUUCGGUGACUCCCACUUCUCCCUCGCCGGCACCUUCACCGCUCGCCUCAAGACCUCUUCUCAUGGCUCCCAGACUCUCACCAAACUUCGGUUUUCAAGGGAGGCUUUUACUGAAACAGACAAGGAAAAGUUCAAGAAGCUAUUGGAAGGUGAUGACUUCUACAGGAUAAGAGUACCAUCCAAUGUAUUGAGCCCUCCUGGAAGGGAGUAUAUUAUUUCGUCAGUGAAAGUGAGAUGUCUUCCGCGGGAUCGUUUGGAUGAGCAUUUUGUUAUACAUAUGGACGGUGUUAAUAUCUUGACUAUUAAUUAUGGUUCUCCUGGGGCAUGUCCAUAUCCUCGGCAAUUGAAACUUCCCUCAAAGUGGUCAUUCAAAUCACACACUGUCUUAAAGUACAGCGAGCAGGCACCAAGAACUCCAGCAUUUGCAGAAGAGAUACUUGGUGGUGAGAAUGGAGAGGGUGAAGGUUUAAAGCCACCAGAAAGGUCCUUUUUGACUAAAUAUUGGAUGUAUUUGGUCCCUCUUGGACUAAUUGUCAUGAAUGCUAUCACCCAAGCCGCGAACAUGCCUGAGGAACAGGCUUCUGGGCAAUCAGCCUCUCAAACUAGGCCAGCAGCACCGCCACCGAUCCAACAUGGGCAAAGUGCUGCUUUGAGAGGAAGAUGACAAGUCCCCUGCCCUCUCUUUUGUUGUUGUGGUGUGGUUCAGGGUUGGUUCACAUGAAGUAGAAUCUAUUGCAUUCUUUGAAUGCAUAUGAAAGACAAGCACAUUAUUGUCUGUUCUUUUAGGAAAUACUUAUAUUUAUUCUGCAGUAGCAACUCAUGUUAUCAUUUGGGAGACUGCAAUUUGUGCUUAAUGAGCAUCCAGAGAGCCCAGCUGUCACCAAGAAUUACAUGUUAUUGAUGAUCCUUGUUCGAUCA